AUGGCAUCCAAGAACUAUCUUAUCACCGGAGCUGGCCGAGGCAUAGGUCGAGGCCUGAGUAGACUUCUGCUGCAAAAGGGCCAUCGAGUGUUCCUAGUCGACAACAACGAAGCUGAGCUCAAACAUAUAAUCACCAACAUAUCAAAAGAUCACAACUCAAGUACCAGAUACACCUCCGCCCUCUGUGACCUCCGUCAACAUCAAGCAAUUCAACAAACCGUCGCCGACGCCAAAACCUUCUUCAAUGGCCAUCUCGACGUCCUCAUCAACAAUGCCGCAGACACAUCAAGCGUGGGCCGCUCGCACCUCUCCGAACUCACAUUAGAAGACUGGAAUUCCGCCGUCGAGACCAAUCUCACGGCUCCCAUGCUCCUCUCUCAAGCCUGUCUACCUCUCCUCAAGUCUUCUUCUUCUUCUUCCUCAUCAUCAAGGCCCGAAGGAGAAAGAGCAGGAGGAGGAGGUGUGAUAAUCAACAUAUCUUCCACCCGAGCACUCAUGUCCGAGCCCAACAACGAACCAUAUUCCGCCACCAAAGCCGGUCUGCUCGGUCUCACUCAGAGCAUGGCCGUCUCUCUCGCGCCGCAAGGCAUCCGAGUCAAUGCCAUUUUACCCGGAUGGAUCCACGUGGCGAAUGAAUGCAAAGAGGCGGAUGAGAAAGGGCAGAAGUGGGAAGAAGGGUUGACGAGAGAGGAUCACGCGUGGCAUUUGACAGGUCGUGUGGGGCGCGUGGAGGACGUUUUGAAAGCUGUGGAGUAUCUGGUGGAGAAUGAUGGGGUGAGUGGUGCGGAGCUGGUGGUGGAUGGGGGUGUGACGAGGAAAAUGGUGUAUCCGGAAGAAUAAAAGCGCGGGCAGCUACUACUACUCCUACUAGUAGGUACUAUUGAGUGGUACGUUCUCGAGGCACUUGCCUCUAGUUUCUGUUUAUAUACUGUACUGGCGUAGGUACUGCAGAUACAUUGCUGACUUUCGAGCCUGAGUUCUCAACUUCUUCUCG
Molecule: messenger RNA, 994 nt
Organism: Sphaerulina musiva SO2202
Lineage: Eukaryota; Fungi; Ascomycota; Dothideomycetes; Mycosphaerellales; Mycosphaerellaceae
Product: short-chain dehydrogenase
Exons: 1
Coding region: 1-840 (279 amino acids)
Molecular function (GO): oxidoreductase activity
Source: RefSeq, a predicted model, not a curated record